UGUCUCCGCGGCGGUCAGCAGGUCCGUUGUCCUUCGAAGGAUCUUCAAAGACGAGGGGAAAGGACAGCCAUGGAGAGGAAGGACAGUAAUAACAAUGAUAAUAGAAAUAGAAAUAAUAAAACAAAAAGUGAAAAAAUGGGACGAGAAAAGUCCACUUAGGAAGUUGUUUCGAGUGCCUGUGUUUUGAGUUUCUUGUUAUUCAGUGAAAAAGAAUCGUUCGUGGAAAGUAUUGUUGGCAGAAAAUUAGUAAGGUAAAGAGAGAGAAAAACAGAAAAAGAAAAGAGAAAAGCCUGCAUAGGAUACUCUGUUCAAGAAGGAUGUAAAUGAUUUAAGAAGACAGGAAGAGGAAGAAGACGAGAAGGAGGAAGAGGAAGAAGAAAAGAGAGGUCGUGGCCACAGGUGCAUUUGCGUCUUUCUUCAUGCCAAGCUAAGAGGAGGAGGACCAUGGGGGCCCUUUCCUCCAAGAAGAAGGAGUCCUCCUUCGAGGGCGAGGAAGGAGGGCGAGGCCGUUGUCUACGAGGGCAUGCUGGUGUUCAACCGGGAGGUGGAGGAGGCGAGGCGGGAGAGGGAGAAGAGGGAGCUGGAGUGGCAGGCGGAGCUAGAGGAGUCCAUGAAGAAGUCCGACCCGACGGGCCAUGGAUGCGGCUUCACGGGCUCGACCACGGGGACUCCGGUGCGACACAAGAGCCAAGAGCAAGGACAAGAAGGCAAGAAAACGGGCGAAGGAAACACGCCUCCCUCGCCGACCGUGUCCUCGCCGACGGAGAGGACGCAACUGCCCAAGAUCGCCGUCUCCUCGCCGCGUCCAACGUCGGGCGAGGAUUGCCGGGUCGCCCAAGGUGAAGGUUCGGGGCUCGACUGUCACCAUCGAGUCUCCCAGAUCCUCGUCGAGCCUCACCAAGAGCAGCACACAACAACUAAAGGAGCGGCUGAAGGAGCUGAAGGCGGACCAGCGGCGCCACGGCGGUUCGGGCUCCGACUCCGAUUUCUCCGACCUGACGCAGAGCGACGACCUGACUAUAACCGGCAGGAGAUCGCCGGGGAAGUCCGCGGGCAAGGCGCUCAGAGCCUCCAAGCGCGACUCUGAAAGCAGAUCGCCGAGCAAGUCUCCGAGUCGCACGCCGAUUCUGUCCCGCAAGAAGGCGGAGAGAGACAGCUCAAAGGGUCAGGAGGAGGAUGGAGGAUCUAAGAACCUCCUUGGCUGCGAAGGAGGCGUGAAGGAAGG
Penaeus vannamei (Pacific white shrimp) is the source of this 1225-nucleotide messenger RNA. Lineage: Eukaryota; Metazoa; Arthropoda; Malacostraca; Decapoda; Penaeidae. The record is from RefSeq and is a predicted model, not a curated record.